AUGCCACCCGUAUUAAGACCCAGAAAAAAAUUCUCUUAUUUCCCAAAUUCCCGAGAAAAUAAAAAUGAUAAUACGGAUAACGAGGAUAAUAGGGAUAAUAUUAUGAUAAAUGAAGAGAUAUCACUUGAUGAACAAAGUGAAUCAAAUAUAGGAGAUAUUAUUGAUUAUAAUUUAAAUGUUCUUUUCAUUGGAUCAUUUCCUGGACAAAUCGCUACAGAAAAACAACAUCAAUAUUCCUCUCCAAAUAAUCACUUUUAUUACUGUUUGAAGGAAAGUAAUAUGAUUGAUAGAGAUCUUACAUAUAAUGAAGACUAUAGACUCGCUCGUGAGUUCAAGAUCGGAAUGAUCACACUGUUUAAAGAUAAACCGAAAGGGAUGUCAAGAGACCAAUUGCAAAAAUCAAUCCAAAAUUUAUUAAACAAAGUAGAAAAAUAUCGACCCAAGAUUAUAUGUUUUAAUGGAAAAGAUCCUUAUGAGCCUUAUUUAUCUUAUAUGACUUCUUCUGUUGAAUCAAGAAAUGUUUUGUCAAGAAAUAAGUCUUGGAAAUGGGGUUUACAAAAAUCAAAAAAUAUAGAUUGGAGCGAUAAAUCAGGACACACGAAAAUAUUUGUAAUGAUUUCAACAAGUGGAAGAGUUGCGCAAUAUCAAAAGGAAGAGAAGACCAAAUUUUUUAUUGAAUUAAAGGAGCUAGCAAAAAAUAUAGAAAACAUUAAUGGAAUUAUGGAAAACAAUAAUGAGAAUAAUGAGAAUAAUGAAAAUAAUGAAAAUAAUGAAAAUAAAAAUGAAAAUAAUGAAAAUAAAAAUGAAAAUAAUGAAAAUAAAAAUGAAAAUAAUGAAAAUAAUAAUGAGAAUAAUGAAAUUGAAAAUAUUAAUCGUUCAGAAAUUGUUCCAGAAAUGAUUAUUAAGCAAGAAAAUCAAGGGAAUUGUGAAUCUAUUAUUAAGAUUGAGAAUAUUGAGCAUCAGUAUAUCAAAAGGGAAGGAAAAUAA
Messenger RNA from Diversispora eburnea, 987 nucleotides. NCBI's taxonomy places the organism in Eukaryota, Fungi, Glomeromycota, Glomeromycetes, Diversisporales, Diversisporaceae. The record is from the annotation of a GenBank genome assembly.